Messenger RNA from Bipolaris victoriae FI3, 831 nucleotides. RefSeq lists its product as hypothetical. The record is from RefSeq and is a predicted model, not a curated record. The transcript has 3 exons. Bases 1 to 831 code for a protein of 276 amino acids. Lineage: Eukaryota; Fungi; Ascomycota; Dothideomycetes; Pleosporales; Pleosporaceae.
AUGGCUCAGGAUCAUUCUCCCACGCGAUCGGUGUGGAGUGAGCUAUGGCAAGAAAAGCCUGCCUUGUACAUCACACUGAAUUUUACUACAAUCAUCAACGAUACUCUUUUGUCUCUACUCCUGGUCUCCGUUUGCUCUGUAGUCUACGACACGUUUCGCUUCUGGAUCGGCAGACGAACUCGCCAGACAUACCAUUGCGAGAUCGUUGAUGGCAGGGGUGGGAAUUCAGCAACUGAAUUCCUAGACAAACUCGUUCGCGACACCCGUCAUUCCCCUGUAACUGUCGCUACCAAAGCUAUGCUCCACUCUGCACUCUUCUUCUGUGUGCAGUACAUGACUUCGCAGGGUAUCGCACAGAUAGCGCGAUGGAUAGCUUCUUUUUCCAUGACAAACAAGAAUAUGAAGCGACGGUGUAGCCGCUUGCUUGACAGGGGGAUUAAGUGCUCUGCUGUACUUCGCUACCAUACACCUCUCAACAUCACAGCUGCCGUUAUUCUUCUAUGCAUCAUUCGAGGCUUUCAACUACACGUCAAGUCGCCCAAGAGUCGGGCUCAAGAUAUCAACUACAGCCCUGGCUUCUUGAAGCUUCUCUCCAGGUGUCGAUACAUUGCGCAGACGGUCCUCGCCUUACCAAUCGCGGUUACUCACAUGUACACUUGUGUUUUGAGGGGGACGCUGUGGAAGUAUACGAAACUGCUAGUCGUUCAGGCGUCUGCCUCAUGGGCAAUCUUUGUCACAGGAAAUUUGAUGUGUUUGCUUGCUGCACUACCUGAUUUCCAAGGUACUAUGGAGGCACUAGAAGAGUCGGGGAUCACAGGUAGUCGAGGAUGA